AUGUCGGACCUCCAUGACUUGUGCAAGUUUGCCCAGCGCCCAGUCGCCGCCAAGGCAGUGGAAGAGCUCCAGUUCUACUUGAAGAGUGGCAUUCCCGCCACCUACACUAUCGAGGAGGCAUACAACUACACCCACAAUAUCGAAGAUGAGCCUCUCACCACCACCACGCCAUUGCACUUAAUAUGCACCCAUGUGCCCCAGGAUAUCGACGAGGCCGAGUCCAAAGUGGUUGAGUCCAUGGUAGAGAUGCUUCUCGAAUAUGGAGCCGGCUGGUGCUUGACAGACGUCAACAACGAGACUCCGGGAUGUAUUUUGAUCCGCAGAGGCUUGAAGAGGUUGCCUAUCUACAACCAGAUUGUAGCAGCCGGAAUAAGAGCCGAGUUGUUGUUGAGAAAGGUCAGUGAGUACGACAUGGAGGUCAUCAGCGAUACUGAAGAAGUGGACCACGAGCGGUUUGGGGACGAGGUGCCCCAACUCGUGGAAGACAAGGAACCUUUGGUCACAGCUGCCCCCAAAAUCGAGAAGGACGACGCUCCAGACGCUCCUUCCCAGAACCAAGAAUCAUACCUCCAGACGAAGUUGGAGUACAGAGACAAUGCGUUGGUCACCAAGGACCGCCAGGACGGAGUGAUGAUGUCGUGGGAAACAGACUUGAUGCGUCUCGGAUGCGACUCCCUUUUUAAGGGCUCGGUGGUCGACGGAGAAGUGGACUCCGACAUUAACGUGUUGAACAUCGGGUUCGGAAUGGGGAUCAUCGACACCAUGAUCAACGAAAAGAACCCCACCAAGCACUACAUCUGCGAGGCCCAUCCAGACGUGUUGAAAAAGUUGCGUGACGACGGAUGGUACGAAAAGCCCAACGUAGUGAUUCUCGAAGGAAGGUGGCAAGACCAGUUGGACACUCUUUUAUCCAGUGGCAACACCUUCUUCAACGGUAUCUACUACGAUACCUACUCAGAACACUACCUGGACAUGUUGGAGCUCUUUGACUUUGUGGUGGGUCUCUUGAAGCCCCAUGGUGUCUUCUCGUUCUUCAAUGGUUUGGGCGCAGAUAGACAAGUCAUCUACGAAGUUUACAAGCAAUUGGUCGAAAUCGACUUGUCCAACUAUGGUUUGGAAUGCAAGUUCACCGAGAUCGAGGUUCCAAAGUCCACCUUGGAAGAGAAGGUGGGCUCUGAAGACUCCAAGAGUGUGUGGGACGACAUCAAAAGAUCCUACUGGUCAUGUCCGGUUUAUUACCAUCCCGAGGCUCGGUUUAUUGAUGUGUAA
Messenger RNA from Suhomyces tanzawaensis NRRL Y-17324, 1269 nucleotides. It is a transcript of the gene RMT2, whose product is annotated as protein-arginine N5-methyltransferase. The record is from RefSeq and is a predicted model, not a curated record. The transcript has 2 exons. NCBI's taxonomy places the organism in Eukaryota, Fungi, Ascomycota, Pichiomycetes, Serinales, Debaryomycetaceae. The coding region runs from base 1 to 1269 and encodes 422 amino acids. Gene Ontology annotation, cellular component: cytoplasm; nucleus. Gene Ontology annotation, molecular function: protein arginine N5-methyltransferase activity. Gene Ontology annotation, biological process: peptidyl-arginine methylation.